Messenger RNA from Penicillium cinerascens, 846 nucleotides. Its product is annotated as putative oxidoreductase, short-chain dehydrogenase/reductase family. Lineage: Eukaryota; Fungi; Ascomycota; Eurotiomycetes; Eurotiales; Aspergillaceae. The record is from RefSeq and is a predicted model, not a curated record. The transcript has 5 exons. The coding region runs from base 1 to 846 and encodes 281 amino acids.
AUGAGUGAGCACUUUAAACCCGAAACGCAUGGAUCACAGGUCGUCGAAUGGUUCGCAGAGCGAGUAAAGUUCAAAAUAUGGCUCAUCCGCGGUGGUCACGCCGCAUGCCUCGCCGAUGCCCUAGCCCACGGCGGCGCAAGCUGCAUUAUCUUUACCGGCCACUCGCAGGCAGAACUACAAUCCAUCAUCGACCACCUCCACCGCAAGUACCACCAGACCAAGAUAAUAUUCAUCACGGCAGACAGCGGCAGUCUGGCAUCGAUGCGGGAGGCGGCGGAUACCAUCAAAGAGCUUGGUGUGCCCAUCGACGGGAUCGUUGGUUUUCCAACAGUGACGGCUGCGGCGUGGGAGCUCACAACUGAUGGAAUUGAAGGCCAUUUUCAAAGGAAUUAUCUGUGUUACUUUGUUCUUGUCAAGACACUGCUGGAAAGGAUGUCUGCUAGGGCGCGGGUUGUUAUGGUGACGACUAGUGUUCGACAGGAGGCACCUGCGCCAACGUGGGAGGAUGUGAGCUUUUCGAAUGGCGAGACUUAUCAUCCACUUGAUGGAUACGCGCAGUCUAUGUUUGCGAACAUUAUCUUCGCGAAGUCAUUGGCGCGGCGAUCAAUUGCAGCCUUCUCCGCCAAUCCAGGAAAUACCAAAAACAACAUCCAAACCUACGUCUCGACGGACGAAGUAGCCUCGUGGCUGCAACGCAAGAAAGAAGCCGGCGAGGACCUGCCAAUUCUACUGCAGCAAGCCCCCAAGUCCAUGACACAGGGCAGCGCCACCGUACUUCGCGGGCUCCUCGAUCCGGAUCUCGAAGGUAAGACACCCCUCCUCGUAUGCGAGUGGAGUAGCGACUAA